Messenger RNA from Sphenostylis stenocarpa, 657 nucleotides. NCBI's taxonomy places the organism in Eukaryota, Viridiplantae, Streptophyta, Magnoliopsida, Fabales, Fabaceae. The record is from the annotation of a GenBank genome assembly.
AUGCUGUACAGAGGUUUUGAUGUCGUUGUCUUUAUCGCCGUGGAAAUAGUAAGCAAAGUCGACUACAGGAGUGCAACUUGCAUGCACUACAUGUUAGUGAAAAGCAACAAUAAAGGGGAUGGAUCCAAGUCCCUGGCCGAUACACUGGCGAGAUGGAAAGAAUACAAUGUUUGGCUUGAAUCUAGCAAUGAAGCUGAGAAGCCAGUUAGGAAAGUUCCUGCCAAAGGAUCAAAGAAGGGGUGUAUGAAAGGUAAAGGAGGGCCUGAGAACUCACGCUGUAACUUCCGAGGAGUUAGGCAAAGGACUUGGGGAAAAUGGGUUGCUGAAAUCCGGGAGCCAAACAGAGGGAGUAGGCUCUGGUUGGGUACUUUUCCCACUGCCAUUAGUGCUGCUCUAGCGUAUGAUGAAGCAGCUAGGGCAAUGUAUGGUUCUUGUGCACGCCUCAACUUUCUCAACAUUGAAGUUUCAACUUUAUCUGAGGAAUCAUCAAGAAAUUCUCCAGCUGCUAGUCAAUCUGGUUCUGCAUUGAUGAUAUCAGAGAGUCCUGAAUGUAUGAUUUUUCCGAACAACUCGGGGGGAGAAACAGCCAAGGAUGAUGACAUGGAAAGCCUAUCCUUAUCCUUAAGUGUGAAACAUGAGCAUCUUCCAUUGUCUUGA